ACACCAGAGCCUUCUGCCAAGUUCCACCUGUAUAGACUUCACUGUUAAGCCAGAUGUUUAGCCGCUGUGUCUCUGACAAAAAGGAACCAUACCAGCUGGUGGCACACUCCUCCCAGGGGCCCUGGUGGCCAGGGCAGAGUUGAGGCCACUGCUGCUGAGACCCUGAGCGCAGGCAUUGUAUCCUUCAAGGAGGGGCCCUCCAGCAAUGGCCUCCCCCUUGCUCCUGAUGCUUCUGUUCCUGACUCCAGCCACAGUGGCCAACCUCAAAACAGGCGCUGCAUGUCCAGCAUGUUGGGGGGCCACCUUUGACCCGGAGAGCCAGAGAGAGCUGCUUCUCGAUUUAGCCAAGAAACGAAUCCUGGACAAGCUGCACCUCCACCAGCGCCCCACGCUGAGUCGGCCUGUGUCCAGAGCUGCUUUGAAGACCGCACUGCAGCGCCUCCGCGGGCCUCGGCGGGAAGCCGGGCUGGAGCAUGACCAGACACAAGAAUAUGAGAUCAUCAGCUUUGCUGACACAGGCCCCUCCAGCGUCAGCCAGACACGCCUCGACUUCCACUUCUCUGAUAGAAGUGCUGGUAGCAUGGAGGUCCGGCAGGCUCACCUCAUGCUCUUUGUGAAACUCCCCCCCAAUGCCACCCGGACUGUGAACAUAAGGGUACUUGUACUAAGACCGUAUGACACCAACCUCACCCUGACAAGUCAUCACCUGCUGCAGGUAGAUGCCAGCGGCUGGCACCAGCUUCUCCUGGGACCGGAAGCUCAGGCUGCUUGCACUCAGGGGCAUCUUACUCUGGAGCUGGUACCUGAAAGCCAGGUGGCCCAUGGUUCAGUGAUCCUGGGUGGGUUUUCCCACAGGCCUUUUGUGGCAGCCCAGGUAAGAGUUGAGGGCAAGCAUCGGGUUCGCCGACAACAAGGCAUCAACUGCCAGGGAGGAUCCAAGAUGUGCUGUCGACAGGAGUUCUUUGUAGACUUCCGUGAGAUUGGCUGGCAUGACUGGGUCAUCCAGCCUGAAGGCUACGCUAUGAACCUCUGCACCGGGCAGUGCCCACGACAUGUGGCAGGCAUGCCUGGCGUCUCUGCGUCCUUUCACACCACGGUGCUCAACCUGCUCAAAGCCAACACAGCUACUGGCAACGCUGGUGGGGGCUCAUGCUGUGUGCCCACAGCUCAGCGCCCUCUGUCUUUGCUCUACUAUGACAGGGACAGCAACAUUGUCAAGACGGACAUACCUGAUAUGGUGGUAGAGGCUUGUGGGUGCAGUUAGCCUGUGUGUAAUAAAGGCAGCCCAAGGGAGUG
Molecule: messenger RNA, 1296 nt
Organism: Acomys russatus (golden spiny mouse)
Lineage: Eukaryota; Metazoa; Chordata; Mammalia; Rodentia; Muridae
Gene: Inhbc
Product: inhibin subunit beta C
Exons: 2
Coding region: 206-1264 (352 amino acids)
Biological process (GO): SMAD protein signal transduction; BMP signaling pathway
Cellular component (GO): extracellular region
Molecular function (GO): growth factor activity; hormone activity; cytokine activity
Source: RefSeq, a predicted model, not a curated record